AUGAAAUAUAAAUGCAGCAAAGACUCAGAGAGCUCAAUAAAAACCUUCCACCCGUCAUUCUGGAAGGAUAAGAGAAAGAAAGUUAAGCAACUACAGGAAAUGGCUUUGGGAGUUCCAAUAUCAGUCUAUCUUUUGUUCAAUGCAAUGACAGCACUGACGGAAGACGCAGCCGUGACUGUAACACCUCCAAUCACAGCCCAGCAAGGUAACUGGACAGUUAACAAAACAGAAGCUGACAACAUAGAAGGACCCAUAGUUUUGAAGCUCUCACACUCUUGCCUGAAAGAUCAUAACAGCUACUGCAUCAACGGUGCUUGUGCAUUCCACCAUGAGCUAGAGAAAGCUAUCUGCAGGUGUUUUACUGGUUAUACUGGAGAACGGUGUGAGCACUUGACUUUAACUUCAUAUGCUAUGGAUUCUUAUGAAAAAUGCAUUGCAAUUGGGAUCGGCGUUGGAUUACUAUUAAGUGGCUUUCUUGCUGUUUUUUACUGCUAUAUAAGAAAGAGGUGUCUAAAAUUGAAAUCACCCUACAAUGUCUGUUCUGGAGGGAGACAACCACUGUGAGGCCUUUAUAAAGAAUUUUCAUCAAGGCAUCUGCAGAGAUCAGUGGGCCCAAAAUUAAAGUUUUCAGAUGAAACAACAAAACUUGUCAAGCUGACUACACUUGAACAUAAUAAAAGUUGGGAUCACAAUGAAAUGAGUGAUAAAAUUCAGCGUUGGUCUGUAGACUUUCCCAUCAUGAAGGAGUGAUGGAAGCCAAGUGAACAAGCUACAGUGGCAGAAGUCAAGUUCAUAGUUUCACUCUUUUGUUGUUGUUGUGUGGUUACUAUUCUAACAACAGAAAGACUGAGUUUCAUGCUCCUGACUGUGUCAGGUGUGAAUUUUCAUGGGACUAAUAAUCAACUUUGCAGCAAGCCAAAGCAAUGCCUCAUUUGGAUUCUUCAUGUUCUUACUACCCAGCGUUUUUUACCACCUUGAUGGGCCUUCUAUUUGCUCAAUGAACCUUAUCCCAAACUUGUUGUUUUCAUGGUGGCUAAAAGAAUGUGAUGUCAGCUUUUAGAAUGAAAUCAGUGUUAAGGUACCUCCGGUGAACCAAACACGUGUCUUAAAUCUAAGCCACUGAAAAGAGAAUGGAAUGUCCAAGGCAAAUACAAAUCAUAAACAGCUUGUAACAAACAUACAGCCUUUAUAUGUGAAAUACAGAAUAAGCUAAAGAGUUUCUGAAGACUGACGCUCUCUGAAUAUCAAGUCUGGAGUAGGCAAAGCAUCUCCAUUUCUACAUAGAUUAUAAAACUUUGUGUUGGACUCAUUGGUCCAUAAUGCUUUUGUUCAUCCUUCCUCCAGUUAUCUGUGGAAUUACCUGGUAACCAUUCAUUUGGAUAGAAAUCCUUGAAGUCUCCUACUGAAUACAAGUCUACAAUUGGCCUGAAUACAAGUUUACAGUAGAAACUGAAGAACAGGACAUAGAAGUUUUUCACCAGCCCACAGCACGUGAAAACUUUAUCAUUUUUGAACACUUGUUAACAAAUUUGCACAUAGAGGGAGAGGAAAAAAUGGAGUCACAGUUGAAAUAACUAAGAAUCAAUGUCCAGGCUGGGUGUGGUGGCUCACGUCGGUACUCCUAGCACUUUGGGAGGCCGAGGCAGAUGGAUCACCUGAGGUCAGGACCCUGUCUCUUCUAAAUGCAAAAAUUCGCUGGGUGUGGUGGCACUGGCCUGUAAUCCCAACUACUUGGGAGGCUGACUCAGGAAAAUCUCUUGAACCCGAGAGGCAGAGGUUGCAGUGACCCAAGAUGGCACCCCUGCUCUCCAACCUGGGUGACAAGAGUGAAACUCAGAAAUAAAAAGAAAGAAAAAUCAGUAUCCUUCCUCUUAGUUAUAUUUCUGCCAUUUAAUUUGAACAGUCUUAUGCAGUUUGCUUGAUUUAUUUGGGCUUUGGUUUCAUUUUCAACAAGGCCCUUGUAGCUCUAAAACUUGACAAUAAAAAGAAGAAAAUGCUUUUCCAAAUCUGUAGGGCCAGUGAAAUCCUCAACAUCAGCAUGUUGAGAUGGACCUCAACCCCACCUCUAACCCUGAAACACACCACUAGAUAUUAUCUUAGGUGUAUAUUUUAGUUUGUAAAAUAAUAAUUUAUUGUUAAAGGAAAUAUAAAAUAUUAAAGAGUAAUAAUAGCUGUCAUUUUUUAAGCUUCAAUCUAAAACAAUGGAUUCUUUUUUUUUCCAUUUAUGAUGCAGAUAAGCAAGACGUUUUUGAUCAUGAGUGGUGAAAAGAGGAUCAAACUUGACUAUUUUUGCAAUGGCAGUCCAGCAACAAGCCUUUCAUUUACAUUAAAUUAUAGUUUUUUAUUCAUUCCUAAACCAAACUUUAAAUUCUACUUUCCUUUGAGUAGAAGGUAUUUAACUUGUUUUGUUUUUCCUUCAGAAGAAAUUUAAUGCAAAUGGAUUGCAGUCAGCACUUUCUGAAUGUUUUCACACAGUACCCAAAGCUUACAUCAUACCAAGGAGUGGGGCAAUGAAGUUUCCUCCCAGUGACUCCAGUGACAGACCACACCUAGAAAGCGAUUCUCUUCCUGAGUAUUUCAAAAAAAUGUAAAAGAGCUGGGGAGAGUAUGGGAAGAAACAGUACAGCAUUGCCUAUAAUAAAUUAAGAACUGCCUCCUGACACAAGGAAAAAGAAAUUAAUGCUAGAGUCUGGAGGGGUGAUAACCUUAAAAAUUUAAAAUAUUUGUUGUCUACAUGUGUAAAUUAUAAACACAAUGUAAUUAAAAUUAGAACAUCAGGAAGAGAAUUAAAAUCCUCAAGUUGCAAAAUCUAAAUGUUAACUAAAACAAAUUCUCACAGAGAUUCAACUUUUUUCACCAAUAGAAUAGUACUUACUAACAACAUGAAGCCCACCCUGUGAGAUUGUAGAGAAACUGAAUGUGGCUUACGAUAAUCAUCUGUUUAUGAUAUUUCUUUUCUCUCUUUCUGUUUAAAAUUGAGAUAGAGUCUCGCUCUGUCACCAGGCUGGAGUGCAGUGGCACAAUCUCAGCUCAGUGCAACCUCUGCCUUCUGGGUUCAAGCGAUUCUCCUGCCUCAGCCUCCCGAGUAGCUGGGAUUACAGGUGCACACCACCAUGCCCAGUUAAUUUUCGUAUUUUUAGUAGAUUCAAGGUUUUACCAUGGUGUCCAGGAUGGUCUUGAUCUCUUGACCUUGUGAUCUGCUUGUCUCGGCCUCCCAAAGUGCUGGGAUUACAGGCGUGAAUCACCGUGCCUGACCCUAAUAUUUCAACAAUCUUGUGAUCCUGUAAUUCCCACCAUUAAUUUCAUGGGAAGAAAUCUCUGAUAUUCCUACAAAGCUAGAGCCACAUCUGGCAAUAUUUAAGUAUAUAAGGAGAACUAGGGUAGGAAAAUGUGUAAGAAUGUGAUAUUUGCAAAUUUUUACAUCUUUUUUUUUUUCUAUAUGCAAGAAGACCAUGAAAAGAGCCUACUGGUAAAGUUUGUCCUUCAGAACUACACUUUCAGCUAUCAACCAAUGUAUCAUUAAGUCGGGGUUGAUCAUUUAGCAAACAAAUGCCAACAUGUUUCUGGCAUCUUUAACUACAUUACACUAGCCAAGGGGUUCAUCGAUUUUUUUCAUUCCCCAUUUUGUCUCCUCCCUUUGUCUAUCCUUCAAUUAUUUGAGAACACAUCCUUCGUCAUCAAUA
This is a messenger RNA of Callithrix jacchus (white-tufted-ear marmoset), 3683 nucleotides long. It is a transcript of the gene EPGN, whose product is annotated as epithelial mitogen. Lineage: Eukaryota; Metazoa; Chordata; Mammalia; Primates; Cebidae. The record is from RefSeq and is a predicted model, not a curated record. Gene Ontology annotation, biological process: positive regulation of mitotic nuclear division; positive regulation of cell population proliferation; epidermal growth factor receptor signaling pathway. Gene Ontology annotation, molecular function: growth factor activity; epidermal growth factor receptor binding.